Molecule: messenger RNA, 10260 nt
Organism: Venturia canescens
Lineage: Eukaryota; Metazoa; Arthropoda; Insecta; Hymenoptera; Ichneumonidae
Product: rap guanine nucleotide exchange factor 2-like
Exons: 22
Coding region: 1161-5381 (1406 amino acids)
Biological process (GO): Ras protein signal transduction; positive regulation of GTPase activity
Cellular component (GO): apical plasma membrane; plasma membrane
Molecular function (GO): protein binding; guanyl-nucleotide exchange factor activity
Source: RefSeq, a predicted model, not a curated record
UUGUCCGCCUGUGCCGGCAGUUACGAUCGCGAGGCGGUGUGGAGCAUUACAAUCGAUUUUGUAGUUGAAAUCUUGUGUGCUCAACGUUUUAAACGUGUCUCGCAUGCGCGCGUUUCAACGUUACGUUCCGCGUGAAUCGAAGUUUCAGUUUAUCACUUGUUUUAUCAUAAAAAUUAACGGUAGUAAAAACUCAAUUAAAUUGCCGCCAUUUUGUUAAGUGUUUUCGAGUGUCCGUGUGUUGUGUUUUUGUUUUUCGUAACCAUUUGUUUUUGUGCUCCAACCGAUUCCGUGGAUUUACUGACAAUGCGAAACGAUAGUAUCGCUGUUCGGGUGUGACCGUCGUCGUCAGGACUGAAAGGCUGCUCCAUUGUUCAACAAUUUCGGGAGGAGUUGAGCUUGAAAAUCAGUCAGUUGGCCCCGUUAUCAGAGAAGAUAAUAUCUCCGGCACCUCUUUCUCAGGUCAAACUUGAUUCGAAUUGGGAUCGACGACUCGAAGAAUUCUAAGUUCCUUCGAAAAGCGCAAUUUUCAAAGCUCCCAAGACUAUUGAACGUGCCGCAUUUGCUCUAGUUUUUUUUUGUAAUCUAUUCACGGAUCCUCGACCUUGGCCGAGUUUUUUUUUUAACGUCGCGAAUCUUUUUCCGGGAACGACGUCGGGCAGUUUUUCCUUUUUUUUGUCCGUUACCGAAAAAAUAAAUAUUGCGAUUCCUCAGGCUUAUUCGAGCGUUGAGAGGCUUUCGUUCACCGGAGUGACGUCACAAACGAUCGUACGUACGGACGUGGGUGGAUUCGGGGUCGCGACUUCUCGCGGUUCGAGUGAAAGUGUAGGAUGCUUUUCAAAGCCGGUGAAUUACCGGUUCCUGUCAUGCUCGAUCCUUAAUUUAUUGCGAUCGAGCUCGUUCCACUUCUCGUCUUUGCAACUUAUUCGUUUAAAAUUCCAUCUGCGAAUAGUGCACGACCUCGGGAGAAAAAUGAUUUUUAUAUUCGCCGAAAAACAUCGGGAUUGUAGACUUUUUUAAAUAAACCGUUGUGCUCUAUAAAAAUCGCGCUAUGUUUGAUCUGAGAGUGAAAAUAAACCGCCGUGGCGAAGGAUCUGUGAACACGAGUCGACGCAUCCGCUUCUGCCGUUGCUGCCAGGACGAAUAAUAGUCGGGAGGCUAUUAUGACGGAAUAUUUGGAUCCGCACUUUAUCCGGGCACUCUGCCGUGAUCCAGACAGACGAACACUCCAGGAUCUGCAAAUCAUCUAUUACGGACUCCUGGGUCUCGAGGCAUUACGACCCUGUCGAGAUUCCGUUUUACGAGGACUCUGCAAAGUCGUACGUUAUGAAAGACAUUACGCGAAUCAUGUUCUCUACUACACCGGAGAAUUGGCCAAUUGCUGGUACAUCCUCCUGUCAGGCUCCGUUUUCAUCGAUGGCUCGAUGUUCCUGCCCCGUUCAAGCUUCGGCAAACGGACGGGCGGUAGCGCCAGGAGACCCAACGAAUGCUUCGUGCUUGAACCUUCCGACAUGAUAGUUAUCGGCUAUCCAGAACUUCACAGGAUGCAUCGGCCUCCGCACCCCGAUUUCAUCACGGACCGUCAGGUCAACCGGGUCUUCGACGACACGUUUACACAGGGCCUGACCGGAAGGCCAGAGCUGUAUUUAAAGUCGAACAGGAGUAGUCAUUCGAGUGACACAAGUUCGGCUUACAGCGGUUCUGAUACGAUGACUUCCGCACAGGGAUCACUCGACGCGGAUGCUGACGAAGUCGAUCUAUCGGGCCUCGUCGAAUCCAUCGUCGACAGCGAUGAGGAAGAGGAUCUCGCCGAAAGCAUGGACAGUUUGAAUGUUCGUGACACGGUGAGAGAGUGCCUGGAGAAAGAUCCGGCUGAGAGAACCGAGGACGACAUUGAAAUACUUCUCGAGUUCACACAGCAUCUCAAAGCAUUCACGAAUAUGACACUAGCGGUGAGACGAGCACUUUGCGCCGUAAUGGUAUUCGCCGUCGUCGAACACGCCGGUAUGAUUGUUCUCAAUGAUGGCGAGGAAUUGGACAGUUGGAGCGUUUUGAUAAACGGCGCUGUCGAAGUCGAGCACACCAAUGGAGAAAUCGAACAAUUGCAUCUUGGCGAUAGUUUUGGCAUUUUACCUACUAUGGAAAGGCUACUUCAUCGCGGAGUCAUGAAAACGAAAGUCGACGAUUGUCAAUUCGUGUGCGUGACGCAAGCGGAUUACUUCAGAAUUCAGCAUCAGGGUGAGGAGAAUACGAGGCGGCACGAAGAAAAUGGCAGGGUCGUGUUGGUCACGGAAUCGCGAGGUGCCGUUGACGGAGGUACGCGGCGUGGUCACGUCGUAAUACGCGGAAGUCCAGAGCGUCUGAUGUUACAACUGAUCGAAGAAAAUAGCAUCACUGAUCCGACAUACGUCGAAGAUUUUUUGCUAACCCAUCGAACCUUCAUCGAUAGCCCAUUGUUAGUCGCUAAUCAACUUCUCGAAUGGUUCGAUCAGACGCAAAUCAGAGAUCGCGUUGCCCGAGUCGUUUUGCUCUGGGUCAACAAUCACUUUACCGACUUCGAGACAGACCCGACGAUGAUGGAAUUUCUUGAGGCUUUUGAAACUGGCCUCGAAAGAGAAAAAAUGCAGGGACAACAAAGACUACUGAAUAUUGCAUGCGCAGCAAAAGCGAGGACGCGAAACGUAACGUUAGCGAGGCCGAGCAGGGACGAAGUCUUACACUUUAGUAUUCUCGGCGGUUACGAGACAGGCUUCGGGAUAUUUAUCUCAAAAGUUGACAAACGCUCUAAAGCCGAGGAUGUUGGAUUAAAACGAGGCGAUCAAAUAUUGGAAGUUAACGGGCAAAGUUUCGAAUACGUCAGUCAUGCGAGAGCACUCGAAAUAUUGAGAGGAUCGACGCAUCUCAGUAUAACCGUGAAAUCUAAUUUAUUAGCUUUUAAAGAAAUGCUCCAAAUGCCAGAAAAUUCGCCUCGACCCCGUGGCAGAGCGAGCAAACCUGAAAUUCCGCGACCACAGACGGAUCCUCGGGCGAGACUAUCGACCCACGUCGAUCCUUUGACUCCUCUGGUUGGCGGAGUUCCACUUUUGUUGCCCGAAAGUAACGUGUCGCCUUGCAAGGACGGUAGCAAAAAGGAGCAUAAGGGUUUUAUGACUCUCGGUCCUAAGAGACGGUUGCAGAAAGCUCUCAUGAAAAUGAAUAUUUUGCCAAAGAACACCAUCAAUGACGGCGUUCACGUUGACGAUCCGUUAGCUCCUCCUCACACACCACCGGGUACAGGUCUUACUCAAACAACGACGAAUCUCUACCAUUCGAGAAGCAAUCCAGAUUUGACGUCGCUUUAUUGCUACGAUGAUCUCAGAGCUCCAGACCAUCCGGAACAUGUCCUUAAGGUCUACAAAGCCGAUCAGACGUGCAAGUACCUUCUCGUUCACAAAGAAACGACGUCGCACGAGGUGGUUAUGCUCGCUCUCCAAGAAUUCGGGAUUACGGAAAGCAGCUCGAAUUUUUCACUCGCUGAAGUGAGCGUCGGUGACGGUGGUAUGAUAAAGCAGCGAAGAUUGCCCGAUCAGUUGCAAAACCUUGCUGAAAGAAUAGGCCUGAGCUCGCGUUAUUAUCUUAAAACAAAUGGCGUUUCCGAGACCCUCGUUGCUGACGAACAAGCGCCUGAGCUAAUACGCGAGUCGCAGGUGCAUUUUUUGCAGCUUAACGCCGUCGAAGUUGCUAUCCAACUGACACUUCAGGACUUUAGUAUAUUCAGACAAAUCGAAUCUACGGAAUACGUGGACGACUUGUUCGAGCUGAAGAGUAGGUACGGCGUACCUAUGCUUAGCCAGUUCGCGGAGCUAGUCAACAGAGAAAUGUUUUGGGUCGUCACGGAGGUUUGCUCGGAGCACAAUCUUGUCAGGCGGAGCAAAAUCAUCAAGCAAUUUAUUAAAAUAGCUCGUCAGUGUAAGGAGUGCAAAAACUUCAACUCGAUGUUCGCGAUCGUGUCGGGUUUAGGCCACGGUGCAGUAUCAAGGUUAAGGGCGUCGUGGGAAAAAUUGCCGAGCAAGUAUCAACGAUUGUUCAGCGAUUUGCAAGAACUCAUGGAUCCUAGUCGUAACAUGAGUAAAUAUCGUCAGCUCGUUAUCUCCGAACAAACUCAACCGCCAAUCAUUCCAUUUUAUCCCGUCGUGAAGAAAGACUUGACUUUUAUUCACCUCGGCAAUGACUCAAGAGUCGAGAGUUUAGUGAAUUUUGAAAAAUUACGAAUGAUCGCGAAAGAGGUCAGGACUCUUACAAACAUGUGUUCGUCACCGUACGAUUUAUUGACGAUGCUCGAGCGUGGCGGACAGCCACCAAGCUCAGCGAUGGUUGCGCUAAAUCAGAUGACGACGGGCAAUCAAGGUGGCCAAACAGCGACGGUUAAGCGUCGGAAGAAAUCGACAGCCGCGCCGAAUCCUAAAAAAAUGUUUGAGGAGGCACAAAUGGUGAGGCGAGUCAAGGCUUAUCUCGCAAACAUGAAGGUUAUCACAGACGAGGAACGGUUGCACGCUCUCUCGGUCGAUUGCGAACCUCAUGCCGGUGCUGUUGCGAUCGCCGCUGCUGUUCCACUCGGUGGUAGUCGAGGGAGACGUCAUCCAUCGCCCACGUUGUCGACCACGAGUAGUGCCAGCAGUACAAGUACAAAAUUCGGGGCAGCCUCGCCUCAAGCAGUGAGAAAGAUGUUGGCACUCUCGGAUCCGCACAAAACACGACCUUACCAGCCAAAACACUGUCCACCAGCGCUUCCGGUGCCAGGUUUGGCGUUGCACGCUGGCGGUCUCGAGCCUAGUCCCGGCGCACCGAGACGAGUAGGCUCAGGUAGUAGAGUACCGAUGCACGAGAGAUCCCACAGUGAUACGCCAUCCGGAUUGCCACCGCCUGUCGAUCUCAGUGCUGAAAGUAGCAGCGUCACGAGUCUGAGUAAUCUUCAACCACUGCGAAAAACUCUCACCAGCGGUUCGGUGACGAGCAGUGACAGUGGUCACAGUACUCAACUGGACAGCCACAGUGGAAGCAGCGUAGAAGCCGGUGGAAGUCCACCCCCGCCCCAGAGGAGGCAUUCCGCGAUGCAAGGUAUCGGAGGACCACCAACGGGGAUGUUAAUGGGACCGGGAAUAUCCUCCUUUCCACUUCAACCCGGAUUAAUGACGACACAUGUUAUGUCGACGAGUAACACGAUGACGCAGAUUCGUUCCGGUGCAAUCGGUUCAACGCAAUGUCGUCAACCACCGGCUUACAAAGUUGCUGCCCAGAUGGCGAGAUUACACAGGCUAGGUCGUGCCCACAGCCACGAAGGAGUCACGUCGUAUCGGACUGAUCACGAAGAUGACGACGAGGAUGCCCAAGUCUCAGCAGUUUAAGGAAAAGUAAAUUAAGUGACGAUGGAAGAAAGAUAAAAAAAAAUACAGUUCCACGUGAAAACGUCCGUGCAACGAGGCUCGGCCGUCCUUUAGUUGCAGUUUAUGCAGGUUUUAAAUGAUUUUUUCCUUUGAUUCUUCAUUCCAAUCGAAAUAUCUGAAUGACAGAAGAGCGAGCGUAAAACAAGGAUAAACGCGCCUCGUAAACAGCCUCGGAGGAAAAUCUCGAAACUGAAAAACAAAAUAAUUUCAGCGUUUCUCAAUCGUGCUUCCUUUCUUACGAAUUGCUAGUUCGCCCAACACACGUAGAGUGUAUGCUAUUCUAUUACUGGACAUCGUAGGGGCACAAUGAUACACGCGAGAAAGAAAAAGACUCAUCGUUUGGAAGAUAUGUAAAGCGAUAGAAAAACAAAAUCACUUAUUAUUCAGCUCUACUCGAAAAGAUUUUCAUUUUUGACAAGAUUAAAUGAUCGUCGGUAAUGAAUAAGAUGGUGUAGAGCGUGAGAUAACGGGAAUGGAGAAACGUACGUGCCCGGUAGUGCGGUGAGCACUAUUGACGAUUCUCGAGGCCAAAAUCCUGAGCUAUGAAAUCAUGCAUCAGCCAGGAAAUUAAUAAAACAAAGAAUGAAACGGAACAAAACGAAAGAAAGAAAGAAAGAAAGAAAGAAAGAAAGAAAGAAAGACAAAAAGAAACUAAAUAAUCGCGAGUCGAUAGUGCGAUUAAUUUAAAUUAAUCUAUAUAAAUGUGUAAUAAAAAAAAACGAGCCCAAAGAUGUUAUAUAUAUAAAUAUAUAUAAAUCGUGUAUCCGUCGAAUACGUUUUCAACGGCGAAAUCUGUAUUAUAUUAAUUUUAGUCUAGCCUCUGAAAGCUCCGUAGCUACGUAAGUUGGUGUAAAUAGCUUAGAGCGCGUUUAGUUUUUAAAGGAAAACAAGAAAGGGAGUAAGAAAACGCAGAAAAGGAAGGAAGAAGCUGAUUAGAGUAUUGUAGGACUUUACAAACGGGGCGAGAUGAAUCACCCCUAGCACGGAGGCGAUGCGUCAAAACUUCACUUCUUUUAUGUUUUAUUGUUAUUUUUCUUCGGUAUUUAGCACGUUGGUUUGGGCCGCGUGACGGAUCUUACGGAGAAUACAUUUACAGCCAAACGUUUUAUUGAAAGAAAAAUUCAGUACUGAGCGAUUGAGUUUUGAAAAAUCUGCAAGAAUCAAGUUUAUACGAAUAUUGAAGUCUAAUGAUUUCUGCCAAAAAAUUUACUCCGUGAGCAAUCAUCAAUCUAUGCAAAAGUGUUUCCAUUCACUAUCAAACAUUCUUCGAAUCAUUGUAUUUUUUUUUAUAUAUCCGAUCGGAUAAAAUUUGUGACCGUGAAUGCAUGUAUGAAUAUCGUUGAAUCGACAAAUAAUCGAGACUCGAAUGAGCAAAGAAGGAAUUCAUCAAGCACUAAAACGACACGAGGAUGAUGACGGUACAAUAAUUUUUUUUUCUGUUUCGGUGAUAAAAGGGCCUAAAGCUUCUCUCACCCUGAUCCAGUGUCUGCUUACUGCUGUUAUUGAAUAAUUUGACGAGUUUGUUAAAUGUCCGUUGGAGAAGGAAAAAAGGCGAGAAGGAAAAAUAUCAUUCACUCAUCAUUGAAAUCGUGCACGUAAAAAGUAAUAUAUAUACAUAAAUCUAUAUAUAUACAUAUAUACACACAAAUAAAUAUAUCAUCGAACUAUAUCAUUCGUCUGCGAUCUCGAACCGUGCGACAUACGGUCUUGACGAUAUAACCGAGAAUAAAGAAAUUUUUAUGUUUAUUUUAUCAACACUUGGAUUAAUUUGUGCGAUACGAGGGAGAUUUAGAGAGAAAAAAAAUUAGAGAACAAAGAGAAACGAUAUACGAAAAAUUGUACUACUCGGCUGUAUGCGCGCCCUUUCGAUCAACACCUCCGAUCAAUAUCGAUUCUGUAAUAAUCGAUUUUCAUUCGGGAUUGUUGUCGCGUAUUGUACAAACGUAAAUCUUAUAGAUAUUUAUUUGUGUGUGUUUAUAAGAUUCAUGUUUGUAUAUAAUAUAUAUCUCCUUUUGUACAUAUCCUGCAAUCCCCUCUUAAAUAUUGCACUCGAACAAUUUCUCGAGGCAUUUCUUUGACUCGAAUUUUUUCUCCUUUCCUCUCCCCCCGCCCCGUCCAUCGCGAGAGAUCAUCGUGAGUUACGAAAGGAAAAGAAAGACAAAAAAUGUAGUCAAAAAUAGAAGAGGGUAUUGAGCUUCUCGAGUAUGAUAACGAAAAAUUGUACUGAAAUUUAAGACUCGUUUUUUUUCGUAUUGAGAAUGAAGUUUUUUUCACAUCAAAUUAAAAGCGACGUGCACUCUCGAACGGUUGCAAUUUUGUAUUUUUCGUUUAUUCAAAAAUGUUGCUACCCGAAUCCAUUCCAAAUGCAUUUAUCUAUUUUUAAUCCUACGAAAGUCUUUUUUUGAACCGGAAGUGUGCGUUUUAUGAAAUUGUUUUGCGCAUUCGCACCAAACGAAUCUCAUCUUCGAUUAAUCUCCAAGUCAAUCGCUAGAACAACACGUGUAUCUUCCUCGAAAUUGAUUCCUCUAUUUUUUAUACUACUCUAUCGAUUCUCGCCGGAAGCGGGAUUUAUUCAUUUUCUCUAUUUUUUCAUGCAUCGCCAAACAAUCACGCUACAAGCGUGUCCGAGUCACUUUCACCCCCUUCGUGUCAUGCUUCGAUUGGUUUCAUCUCGGUUGUGUAUAUACGUAUAUAGUUUUUUCAACACUCAAAUUGAAACGAGAAGCUGUCGUGUCAUUAUUUUACCCCACCUUCGUCACCUUUUUAUAUCCUCUCUCUUUUCAUUCCUUUUCUCUCACCUCGAGAGUAAUCAAAAUUCAAAAAUACUCUCGUAAUUGAGAAUCGAAGAUGCGAUCCACGCAUGGUCCGCCAGUUAUUUAUUCCCUUUACAAACCUCAUUCACUCCAAUUUUUCUCUCUCGACGAGCCUGUAAAAGUAAAAUCGUGUAAAAACAUUGGUACUCUCUCGUAAAAAGGUGCUGCUCGAGUGCGCUCGCCGAUCGAGAACCGUGAAUCGUGCUUUGAAAGGAAAAUAAAACAAAGUAACGAAACGUCUGUGAACGAUCAUUAGGAUCGGAAACUUGAAAAUAGAAAACGUGAAAGAAAAUGCGAAUAUUUUCUUUGACAGCGAAACGAGAAUUGCAGCUCUCGAAAGGAAAGAAUGAAAGCGAAUGUACGCGGACAUCAGGAACGAGAAGAAAAAUGAAAGAAAAAGGAAAAUUUAUAGUUAUUUUGAUAGCCAGUAUUCUCUGGUGCGUUUGUCUCUCUCUUAUUUCAUUUUUUUCCCUCAAAACUGGUGAAAGCUCGUAGCAAAGCGACGAAUAAUGUUUUUAGGAAAUUAUCUACCAACAGAUCAUGUACAAGACAUCUCCCUGCCCCGAACCUCGUCCCUCUUUCUACACGUUUUUUUUUUAUUAUUUAUAUUUGCCUAUCGUUUUUAAUUAUUUAUAACUGAAUCUUGCGACCAAGACGAUGACAGCGGGAAACAAAUUUGAGAGAAAAGUUAAAUGAAGACAAGAGUAGGAAAAAAGAAACAGAAGAGAUUGAAACGAAACCUUUUGUAUUUUAUUUGUUUAAUAAAAACUCGAAUCAUAGUACAAAACUGGAUUUAUUUGUUUGUUUUUCGUUCGUUCUUACGCUGCUUAGAAAUCCUCGAACCUUUGAUAUCUGUGGGAAAAAAUGGUUUAAACAUCAUCUUUGUCAUUAAAUUUCACCAUGGACCUUCCCUACAUUAUUAUUCGAAGAAAAUGGGAAACAAUAACAUUAUUUUUUGAUAAAUGCAGUUUGACAUUAAAAAAAAAUAAAAUUUACUAACCAUGUUUUUAUGAUUUUAAACUGUUUUUACCCGCUAUAUUUCCAUGUGUGCAAACAAUUCCUCAGCAAUUUAUAAUUGGCAUUAUUAUUUCGGUUUUUAUUGUUUCACCGGGUUGAGGAAAACUGCAAACCGCACCCGUGGUCCGCGUCAUCCGAUCUGUACUGAUUUAACCAUUUGAGUAUUUCGUGCCAUAAACAAGACUAUGAGAAUUAUAAUUGUGGUAGAGCCAUUGUUACGACUUAUUCCCAUGUAAAAAAUUGGAAUGGAAUGACCUUCCAGGCAACUGCGAUCAACAAGUUGAUUUUCAUGCAAAUCACUAACCAUUCCAAUUUCCACAUCAAAUGUGAAUAAUUAAUCGAAAAAAAAGAUUUUUUUUUUUCCCAUUCUACAAUUGGAAGCGAAAUGAAAUUCGCAUUUAUUGACGUUUCGAUCUCCAAGUUUGUACGAAAAACCACUCGAACCCGAAACUCAGUGCGCCAGAAACGUUUCUAAAAUUUGAUUUUCUUUCUCAUUUUCAAAUUUAUUAUUGUUACGUUGAAAUGUUUUUUUGUUGUCCAAAUGUUCGUUGCCUUCGACCAACGACUGUGAUUGCGCAGGCGAUAGUAGAGAAACGUUGUAACGAAUUUUUGUUUACCUACCACUAAAUUAGAGAAUCGUGUGUGCGUAUAUGAAGGAGAAGAGUAAAAACGAUGGGAUUAACUAUAUUUUGUACGGUGAACAUACAAAAAUUAAGAAAAAAAAAAUACACGUGUUUUUGUAUAUCUCUUGCUGUCUACUACCAUCUAGAAUUAGAAAAAUGUCUCGCUCUCAUUACACCUAUGACAAAUACGAUAAACAAAAAUGUCAAAUCGAAGAAAGGAGAAGACUAAAUAAAACACUAUCCUUUGUGCUCUUUUAGUCAUCGUAUUUAUCGUAUAUAUCGCAAAUUGGGCCUUUAUAGAGGUGACCCUGAACGACUUAUCUCAAUGUGUACACUCUUUCGGUAAUUCCUCGAAUAAUAUAUCUCUCGCUAGAGGAGUCAAAAAGA